GGACAGGAUGCCGAGGGGAACUUCCUGUUCCCCCGCCCCCCGCGCCCCCGGCCCGGCCCGCCCCCGGCCCCGCACCCGCACCCGGCCCCGCAGCGAGCCGGGAGGCCGGGGCCUGCGCCAAGCCCGGACCCCCGUCCCCACCCCCGACCGGCAAAGCAGGUUACCCGGGCCCCUGACCCACCCUCCAGGAUGGAGCGAGGAGACGACGCCUGCGUGCUGGACCUGCGGUGCCCCAAGGCCAGGGAUAUCCCCCGAGGAACUCGCACAGAUUUAUAUGAAACCAGUAUGAGAGCCAGCCCUGACAUGACAGCCAAGCCUACAGGGGACGGCAGUGAGAACGAGGAGGAAGAAGAAGAGGAGGAGGAGGAGGGGCGCCGCAGUCUCCUGCAGCUCCAGCAGCGUCGGCGGCAGCAUGAAGAGGAGGAGGAAGGGCGGCAGCUCCGGCGGCGGCCGCAGGGCAGCCCCUUGACGGCGCCCAUGUCGGGGGCUGCGGAGGAGGAGGAAGAGGAGGAAGAAAAGGAGGGGGAGGCCCCCCGGCCGCCGCGGGGCAGCCCCGGGCCCGGUCGACGGGGCCGCAAGCCGACGCCCCCCUCGCCCCCGGCCGACCCCCGGGGCUUGGGGAAGCUGCUGGGGCUGCCGGCCGGGGACGGGACGGGCGGCCCGGGCCCCGCCCCGGCGGCCCCCCGCAAGCGGCGCCGGCGGAGCCGGGACCGGCCCACCAUCUGCGAGGUGUGCGGCAAGGGCUUCAGCCGCAGCACGGACCUGGUGCGGCACCAGGUGACGCACACCGGCGAGCGGCCGCACCGCUGCGGGGAGUGCGGCAAGGGCUUCUCGCAGCACUCCAACCUGGUGACGCACCAGCGCAUCCACACCGGCGAGAAGCCCUACGGCUGCGCCUACUGCGCCAAGCGCUUCGGCGAGAGCUCGGCCCUCAUCCAGCACCAGCGCACGCACACGGGCGAGCGGCCCUACGCCUGCGCGGACUGCGGCAAGCGCUUCAGCGUCUCCUCCAACCUGCUCCGCCACCGCCGCACCCACUCGGGACAGCGGCCCUACGUGUGCGCCGCCUGCGGAGAGGCCUUCCGACACAAGGCGCAGGCGCGCCGACACCAGUGCCAGCGCCGCGCCGGCCCGGGAGGGGGCGCCCUCGCCGACGCGCCGGGCCCCCGGGACGACCAGCAGGGCGGCGCCCGCGUCGCGCGGCCCCCCGACCAGCCCGGCCCCGCCGGGGAGGGCGGGACCGGGAAGGCGACUUAGGCUGCGGGGGAGGGCGAGGAAGAGGCCUUCAGGGCGGGAGAGGGGACCGGGGCCU
This is a messenger RNA of Ornithorhynchus anatinus (platypus), 1312 nucleotides long. RefSeq names its product zinc finger protein 853-like. Gene Ontology annotation, biological process: regulation of transcription by RNA polymerase II. NCBI's taxonomy places the organism in Eukaryota, Metazoa, Chordata, Mammalia, Monotremata, Ornithorhynchidae. The record is from RefSeq and is a predicted model, not a curated record. The transcript has 5 exons. Gene Ontology annotation, molecular function: DNA-binding transcription factor activity, RNA polymerase II-specific; RNA polymerase II cis-regulatory region sequence-specific DNA binding. Bases 190 to 1257 code for a protein of 355 amino acids.